Messenger RNA from Austrofundulus limnaeus, 1427 nucleotides. RefSeq names its product probable assembly chaperone of rpl4. The record is from RefSeq and is a predicted model, not a curated record. Gene Ontology annotation, cellular component: membrane. Gene Ontology annotation, biological process: determination of ventral identity. Gene Ontology annotation, molecular function: protein binding; phosphatidylinositol binding. NCBI's taxonomy places the organism in Eukaryota, Metazoa, Chordata, Actinopteri, Cyprinodontiformes, Rivulidae.
GUUGUGUUUGUGUCAGUCUUUACGCAUGCGCAUUACAUACCUCCUGCAAUUCGUACUGGUUAACACGCGUGUAUUAAUUUACGUUUUAUAAAAGUCAUUUUUCAAGGGUAGAAGUUUUUUAUAGAGGUAAUAUAAGACAGAGUUUAUAGUAGUAUGGGAGGUCAGGCUAAAAACAAGAAGAAAAAUAAACCCAAAAGGAAAGACAACCGUCAAAAUAGAGAUGGAGGCGUUGUUAAUUUGACACCCCAGGACAGGAUGAAAAUCAGAAUGCAUGAGAAAGCCAAGAAGAAAACAGCURAGAAGUACUCAGCCCAGCAACUCCUAGAGAAGACACAGGAAUGUAUGGAUAGUUUCGACUUUGACAUGGCUGGCCUUUUCUGUCAGCGAGCCUUGGAUGUGGACUCCAACAACCUGCAAGCGCUUGACAUGCUGGGACACAUUUGCUCUGAAUUAGGAGACACACAGAAAGCUAAAGAAGUUUUCCUCCGUGCUGUGGAGUUGAGUCCAGAUGUUGGUCACAGUAAGUACAUGUACCUGGGACAAAUCCACACCGGCCAGGAGGCUGUGGACUACUACACCAGAGGAAUACAAGUCGUUCUGUCUGCUCUAGAGAAACAAGAAACAAUGGCUAAAGCAGCUGCCACAACCGAUGAGAACCACGAGCUCCCUACAGCAAAGGAUGUCAGCGUGGCCUACUGCUCCAUCGCGGAGAUUUACCUGACAGACCUCUGGAAGGUAAAGAAUACCUGUUGAAAAGCGUGGGAACGUGGCUCCCUGCACAGAAACAAGGUGCAGCUUCCUCCACCACAGAAGAAGACACGCAGAAUGAGAUCCCUCCAUACGAGUCUCGCAUCACCACCGCCAAACUGCUUAUCGAGUCCGAGGAAUAUGAGAUGGCCGUAGAUGUGUUGGAAGGUCUCCUGGAGGAGGAUGAUGAAGUUGUCCAGGUGUGGUAUCUGUCUGGCUGGGUUUGCUACCUCCAGUGGGAAAAAGCAAAGGAGCCACAAGAAAGAGAAGUGACGGAGGAGGAGCAGGAGGAGUGGAAGGCAUUGCAAGAAGCUGCUAGAUCAUACCUGACUAAUGCCAAAAAGCUGUACAGUAAGUUACGAUGCGACGACCAGCCCAUGUUGGAACACGUGGAGCAGCUGCUGGGCGAACUGGGAGGAGAGAUGGAGGCAGAGCAAGGAGAGUCAGCCUUGGACGAUGACUAUGAACCUUGUAGUGAUGAAGAAGAGGACAAUGAUGCCGGGGCCCCCAUGGAGCACUGAAAGCCUUUAUCAUAUCCCUGUUUAUUGUGCUUCACUGUAGUUUUUCUGCUCUCUCUGAAGUGCCUUUUUUAAAAAUGUUUUCUCUUUCUCYCUCCUGCUUAUCAAGGAUUAAAUUGAUAUGCACAAACAGAGUGGUAUUAAACUCUACAGUCUACUCAA